UUGUAUAAAGGAUUGCUUGGCAUACAUUUUAUACACCUUUUAAAACAGUUGGCAGCUCUAAUCUUUACGUCCCGACGUGUUUUGUGAGCAGGAAAUUCUGAGAGAAACAGCCCAGUGAGAGCACAAGUUGGGAGUUCCAACCCUCCAGCUUUGUUGUCUUGUCCUGCUGCAUUCUUUCGUGUUUGUGUAUCCAUGUUUUUUGUAUUUGUGCUUUAUCAAUAUCAGGUCUUGCAUGCAUCUGUCCUGUUAACAAGAAAUGUUCUACAGGCAUUGACAAUACUUCUUCAUUAAGUACGAUCCGGCGAGUGACAAUAGAAAAGGCGCUGUCGCACGUGGUAAUAAGACUUCGUUUCAGUGCUGUGGAAGCAUCUGAGUGAAAAACUGUCAACACAUGAGACCACUUUCCUGCAGAUGAGCCACCAGUGGGGGCUUGCAAGUCGCUGUCGCGGACCCAGAUAGUUCCUGGCGACAGCGGCAUUGCCCCCAUAUCCCCAUUAUGCCCAACAGUGGUCGGGCGGGGAGCCUGAAGGACCCCGAAAUAGCUGAGCUGUUCUUCGACGAAGACCCAGAAAAGUUCUAUUCGGAUUUGCGUGAGAUCGGACAUGGCAGCUUUGGUGCUGUUUAUUUUGCACGGGAUGUGCGGACAAAUGAGGUGGUGGCCAUCAAAAAGAUGUCCUACAGUGGGAAGCAGACAAAUGAGAAAUGGCAAGACAUAGUCAAGGAGGUGAAAUUUCUGCGAAGGAUACAACACCCAAACAGCAUUGAGUACAAAGGAUGCUACCUGCGAGAGCGCACUGCUUGGCUGGUGAUGGAGUAUUGUCUGGGUUCUGCGUCAGAUCUGUUGGAAGUUCACAAGAAGCCUCUGCAAGAAGCUGAAAUAGCUGCAAUUACCCACGGUGCUCUUCAAGGGCUAGCUUACCUUCACUCACACAACAUGAUUCACCGAGAUAUCAAGGCAGGAAACAUCUUGCUCACAGAGCCAGGGCAGGUCAAACUUGCUGACUUCGGUUCUGCCUCCAUCGCCUGUCCUGCCAACUCCUUUGUCGGGACUCCAUAUUGGAUGGCACCCGAAGUGAUCCUUGCUAUGGAUGAGGGUCAAUAUGAUGGAAAGGUGGACAUUUGGUCUUUGGGAAUUACCUGUAUUGAAUUAGCCGAGAGGAAGCCUCCGCUCUUCAAUAUGAAUGCAAUGAGUGCCUUAUACCAUAUAGCACAGAACGAAAGCCCGACGUUGCAAUCGAGUGAAUGGACGGACGAUUUCCGAAACUUUGUUGAUUCUUGCCUUCAGAAACUUCCACAGGACCGGCCAAAUUCCGAGGAGCUUUUAAAGCAUGCUUUUGUCCAGCGUGAACGACCAGAAUCGGUCGUAUUGGACCUCAUAAAUAGGACCAAGGACGCUGUGCGCGAACUGGACAAUUUGCAGUAUCGCAAAAUGAAGAAGAUUCUGUUCCAGGAAGCGCACAACGGCACGACAACUGAGGCACAAGAUGAAGAGGAGGAACCAGAUCAAGGCGUGGGGCGAACUGGUACAGUGAACAGUGUUGGGAGCAACCAGUCUAUUCCCAGUAUGUCAAUUAGUGCGAGCUCCCAGAGCAGCUCCGUCAACAGCCUAACAGACGCUGGUGAUGACAAGAGUGAAGCGGACUUGGAGGGAGACCACACGGUGAUGUCCAACAGCUCGGUCAUUCACCUCAAACCGGAGGGAGAAGAACCUUCAGAACCUCACGCACGGCCAGCUGAGUCACAGUCCCCACCUGCACAAACUCCUCGACCAAAACGCAACCGAGAACACUUUGCCACUAUACGCACAGUCUCAGUGGUCACCCGCCAAAUUAAGGAACAUGAGCAAGACUCUGAAUUGAGGGAACAGAUAUUGGGCUACAAGCGGAUGAGGCGACUGCACCAGAAGCAGCUCAUGGCGCUGGAAAACAAGCUGAAGGCCGAAAUGGACGAGCACAGACUUCGCCUGGAUAAAGAGUUGGAGAACCAGAGGAACAGUUUUGCACAGGAGAUGGAGAAAUUGGUUAAAAAGCACCAGGCAUCCAUGGAGAAAGAUGCAAAAACAUUCAGCAAUGAUGAGAAGAAGUUUCAGCAGCACAUCCAGAGCCAACAGAAGAAGGAACUCAACAGUUUCCUUGAGUCUCAGAAACGUGAAUACAAACUUCGGAAAGAACAACUAAAAGAGGAGCUCAAUGAGAACCAGUCAACACCGAAGAAAGAAAAGCAGGAGUGGUUGUCCAAGCAGAAGGAGAACUUCCAUCACUUUCAGGCCGAGGAAGAGGCCAACCUUCAGCGAAGGCAGAGGCAGUACCUGGAGCUGGAGUGCCGGAGGUUCAAACGGAGGAUCUUGAUCGCACGGCACAAUAUUGAGCAAGAUUUAGUGAGAGAGGAGCUGAAUAAGCGUCAGACCCAGAAAGACCUGGAGCACGCCAUGCUCCUACGACACCACGAGUCCAUGCAAGAGCUGGAGUUCCGGCAGCUCAACACCAUCCAAAAGACCAGAGCGGAGCUGAUCCGCCUGCAACACCAGACAGAACUGACCAAUCAACAGGAGUACAACAAGAGGAGGGAGAGGGAGCUGAGACGCAAACAUGUCAUGGAGGUUCGCCAGCAGCCCAAGAGUCUCAAGUCCAAAGAGCUACAGAUCAAGAGGCAGUUUCAGGACACAUGUAAGAUCCAGACGAGGCAGUACAAGGCCCUGAGAAAUCACCUGCUGGAGACGACACCAAAGUCUGAGCACAAGGCCGUGUUGAAGCGUCUGAAGCAAGAGCAGCAUCGCAAACUGGCCAUCUUGGCUGAGCAGUAUGACCACUCCAUCAGUGAGAUGCUUUCAAGCCAGGCGCUCCGUCUGGAUGAGACCCGGGAAUCUCAGUGCCAAGCGUUGAGAAUGCAGCUUCAGCAGGAGCUUGAACUACUUAAUGCAUACCAGAGCAAAAUCAAGAUGCAGACCGAAGCGCAGCAUGAACGUGAGAAGAACGACCUGGAGCAAAGGGUGUCCAUUCGACGGGCUCUACUGGAACAGAAGAUCGAGGAAGAGAUGGUGUCCUUGCAGAAUGAUCGCUCUGAGCGCAUCCGCAGCCUUUUGGAACGCCAAGCUCGGGAGGUUGAGGCCUUUGACUCGGAAAGCAUGCGCCUGGGCUUCAGCAACAUGGUGCUAGCUAACCUCUCGCCAGAUUCCCUCAACAAAAGCUUUCCGGGAGCCACAGGAAGUUGGAGUCACCACCACCACCACCAUCAACAACAGUCUCCCGGGAGCUCUCAAGGCUCCCAGUGGGGUUCCGGCCACCAUGGCAGCCAUCGCCACUAUCACUCCAGUCCUGGAGGGGCACCGAUGCAGCAAGGCUGGCAGCAAGGCGCCGUUCCUCAGCAGUGGGGGCACGCAUCUGCGGUGUCCCUGCUCCCCCGCAGCAGUGGGCCACAGAAUAGCCCUCAAGCCUUGGGAAGGACACCACCAGGAGGGCGCAGUGAGAGCAUGAGCAGGAGCACCAGUGUCACCUCUCAGUUGUCCAACGGGUCGCACCUCUCCUACACAUAGAUCCGCUGUCGACUGUGCAGACAGAAUCUGAAAGCAGGACAGAGUUUUUGGUGAGCCCCUGCAGCCCGCUGCUGCCACCUCCUCCCCCUCCUCUGCUGUCUUUAAAAAAAAAAAAAAGUUGCUCAGGUCUAAAGGGCUCAAAGAGGCUUGGCUCUUCCUCACAGCAAUCCAACAACACUCAUGCGUAUGUUUGUUACAGACGGAAACACUUUGUGUCAAACUUGCAUCGUCUCUCUCUCUCUCUCUUACACACACGUACACACACACACUCACCUAUGUGCUUGCUACAGCCAUCAUUUUGCACAUGAUACACUGUCAAAGUCGAUAAAGGCAAACACUUUUUCCUCUUCCUCCGCCUCAAAAUUCAGUUAUACACUGGCCAACUCCAAUGCUGUUUGAUGACGCAGCAGCUUUCACUGAGGAUGCUUUGCUAUGGUGACUCCAGCCUGCUGUGAUGGUCAUUCGGAUAAAACAGAUGCCUUUUUAUUCAGUCACUUUUGGAUUCAUCAGCAGCCUCCAAAAACACUAUACAUUAACGACACCAAAUAUUUAUCUGUUUCAACACUACUUUUGUGCCUUCUUUAACCGUUUGAUGUCGAUCAUUUCACCUCUUGGUUCCAAAUGCUCCCAUCACACUUCUUCAUAUUUACAGUGCAUGCAGUAUUGAUGGCGAAGUCUCACAACGGGUUUAGCUCUACUGGUUGUGGACUUUUCUGUCCUGGCUCUGUCCUCCUGAAGAUUUUUAUCAUAGGCUCAAAACAAUCUGUGUGCGCCCCCGUCGCAUGACAUUUGCCUUUUAAAACUAAAAAACAAUCCUUGUACUUUUUUUUUAAUUAGUGCCUUUUAAAAUUGCUGCCUUUUAAAGCACUUUAUACAGCUGAUUAUUGUACAAUGAGCAUUUGUUUUUCAGAGUGUUUUGUUGGUACGUGUGAUGUGAGGAUGAGGAUACAAAUAAUCUGUUUUUAUUUUCUCCUUUUUUUAAGAGCGAUGUCCAUAUUACAGAUGGUGUUUGGUUAUACUACAUAAUGUGAUCUUAUAUGACGUUGGAGAGCUUUUUUUUGUUUAUCUGCUUUGUUUUUGUUUUAACCUGCAGGAAGUAGUAUUCUGCAGAUUUUU
Messenger RNA from Synchiropus splendidus (mandarinfish), 4648 nucleotides. It is a transcript of the gene taok1a, whose product is annotated as TAO kinase 1a. Gene Ontology annotation, biological process: execution phase of apoptosis; protein phosphorylation. Gene Ontology annotation, molecular function: ATP binding; protein kinase activity. The coding region runs from base 497 to 3532 and encodes 1011 amino acids. The transcript has 20 exons. NCBI's taxonomy places the organism in Eukaryota, Metazoa, Chordata, Actinopteri, Syngnathiformes, Callionymidae. The record is from RefSeq and is a predicted model, not a curated record.